UCUCUCUCUCUCUCUCUUUUCCAUGUCUGACCUCUUGUACCAAUAAUCCUCAUUUCCAACCACGUUUUGGAUAUUAUUCUUUAUAAAUAUAUAUACUGCUCAAUUUACUUGGUUGCGUAUUGGGAAUAGGAAAUAUCUAGGGUUGAAAUAUUAGCUUAGCACUGCACUGAAAAUAGUUGUGGUGGGGUUUAGCACCACCCACAACGUCCUAAUCAACAGGAAAAAAGAGCACCAAAAUCCUAGAUUAGUUGCUUGAUUGCUUUCUUGAUUUCUAGAUUAGACACCUUAAGAGAAACCAAUUUUAGAGAGAGAGAGAGAGAGAGAGAGAGAGAGAGAGAUAGAGAUAUGCUGAAGAUUGAUCAAGACUCAAAAGGAAAUUAGUAGCAGAAGGAAGGUCAAAGGUGGGGAGAAAUCCAAGAAAAUGGAGCUAAGAUCAGGCCAAGAAGGCAUACAUAGGGUUUCUAAUAGUAAUCUUUAUCAUUCUCACCCCAACGAAGGAUCAUCUUCCAAGCUGUCUUCUGCCUCUAUAGCUACCACUGUCACAGACAGAAGAAGAAAUCAUGGAGGCACUGUUCUUAAUCCUCCACAACAAACCCUAGAUCCCCACCACCCUCAUGAUCUUCUUCAUCCGCACUCAAACAACCUUCCACACCAUACCCUCCGUGCUCAUCAUCAACAAACCAAUUCAAAUCCAGAUCCAGAUCUUCAUGUUCCACCUCCACCUCCACCUGCUUCCGAUGCAAAAAUCAUUACCAGUACUAGUACUGCAUCAAACUCAAAAACCCCACCACCGCCACAACCACAACCAUCAUCUUUGGCACCCACGACCACGGCUACGGCUACGGCCCCGGUUCAAUAUAGAGAGUGCUUAAAAAAUCAUGCGGCCAGCACUGGAGGCCACGUGGUGGACGGGUGUGGAGAAUUCAUGCCGGGCGGAGAGGAGAACACCCCGGCAGCAUUGAGAUGCGCUGCUUGUGAUUGCCACCGCAAUUUCCACCGUAGAGAGGUCCAAGGCGAGGAAAACAAUACUCCUCAAAUUCAAUCCGGUAACAAUAAUCAUACAAAUUACCCCUAUAGUAUUCCCAACAGGGACACUACAACUAGUCAUAGAAUCACAACCACAAGCCAUCAUCAUCUUCCACCCCCACCGCACCAGCAGCAGCAGCAGCAUCACAACGCUAGUAGAUACGCUCACGGUCCGAUUCCGCCGCCUGUGAUGAUGGCGUUUCACGGCGGAGCUGCUGCGGAGUCGUCGAGCGAGGACCUCAACGUGUUUCAUUACAACUAUAAUAACAAUAAUAAUACUAAUAAUAAUAAUGCCGGCGGGACGACGACAACACAAGCGGCGAAGAAGAGGUACCGGACAAAAUUCAGCCAGGGUCAGAAGGAAAGGAUGCAGGAAUUUGCGGAGAGGGUGGGGUGGAAGAUGCAGAAGCAAGAUGAUGAGCGAGUGGAGCAGUUCUGCGAUGAGGUUGGAGUUAAGAGACAGGUUUUCAAGGUGUGGAUGCACAACAACAAAGCAGCAGCCAUCAAAAAGAAACAACAUUAGUAGUAGUAGUAGUAGUAGUACAGUACUAAUUAAUUGUACUCACGUACGUACACUAGCUAUAAAAGCUACGGUAAUUCACUAGCUAGGCUGCAAUUUAUUUCUGGAAGUGAUCGAUCUAUACUAGCUACUAGUUAUUAGUAUAUGGAAGAAGAAGAAGAUAUCUAGCUCCAUGAUCCGGACGAACAAGGUAAAUUUUUAAUGUUUCUGAUUGUCCCGUCCCUAGCUCUCACUAUUAUAAAUCCUCUGAAUUUAAACAA
Molecule: messenger RNA, 1806 nt
Organism: Rhododendron vialii
Lineage: Eukaryota; Viridiplantae; Streptophyta; Magnoliopsida; Ericales; Ericaceae
Product: zinc-finger homeodomain protein 5
Exons: 1
Coding region: 422-1549 (375 amino acids)
Biological process (GO): regulation of DNA-templated transcription; regulation of developmental process
Cellular component (GO): nucleus
Molecular function (GO): transcription cis-regulatory region binding; DNA-binding transcription factor activity
Source: RefSeq, a predicted model, not a curated record